Pyricularia grisea is the source of this 1248-nucleotide messenger RNA. RefSeq lists its product as uncharacterized. Gene Ontology annotation, molecular function: dephospho-CoA kinase activity. The record is from RefSeq and is a predicted model, not a curated record. NCBI's taxonomy places the organism in Eukaryota, Fungi, Ascomycota, Sordariomycetes, Magnaporthales, Pyriculariaceae. Bases 1 to 1248 code for a protein of 415 amino acids. Gene Ontology annotation, biological process: coenzyme A biosynthetic process. The transcript has a single exon.
AUGGACGCCAACCGCCACUACCCGUCCCUGCUACUCCUCCCGGCCCCGCCAUCACCGGCGACAAAGGAGUCUUUGAGCGCCGCAUACCGGCCUCCGCUCGAGGCGGCCAUCUCAAAGUGCCGCAACCCAGAGCACGGCACCGUGCUGAUAGUGGCACUUGUGGCGCCCAUCCUCGCCGGGCCCUACCGCUACUCCAAGACCCUGAGCUGGCAUCACGCCCAGUCCCUCGUCGCGGGCCUGUACGCCAUCGCGUCGGCGGCGUGCGCCAAGCUCUCCGUCGACGCGCACAUUGGCGCCGGGCCGGGCUCCGUCGACGUCCGCGUGCUGCUGGUCGACCGCCAGAACGGCGACGACGGUAAAAGCCCCGCGCCGCUGCCGGCAGACGUCGCCAAGGCCGCGGCGACCGCCGAGCCCAACAACACGGCCGUCCUGGACCUGCCCGGCUUUGCGGCCGCGCACCGCCCGUGGACGACCAUCUACCACUGCGGGACCGAGGCGGGACUGGGCCUCUUUGCCGACUUCCUGCGCCUGGCCGAGGCGGGCAGGCAGAUGCUGCGCCAGGACCAGCUGGUCGCCGUGCCGGGCGGCGUGACCAUGCACGACCCGUCGUCCACGGCGGCGGACGGCGCCGGCGAGGGUGGGCAGACCAAGGGCCACGGCAUAGUCUGCAUCGGCGGGACGUUUGACCACCUGCACGCUGGCCACAAGCUGCUCCUCACGGGCGGCGCGCUGCUUCUGGAGGUGCCUAAUUUGGACGAAGGGGGAAAGCCCGCCACCUUCAUCGUCGGCAUCACGGGCGACGAGCUGCUCAAGAACAAAAAGUACGCCGAGCUCGUGCAGUCCUGGGACAGCCGCGCAAGGAGCGUCAUCGACUUCCUGGCCACGCUGCUUUGUCUCAGUCCUGAGGAGGCCAGACCAAAUAUUGAGGAAAAGGAUGGGCUCUUCGUCGCCCGGCUCCGGGGCGGUGCGGUCGAGGUGAACUGUGUCAGGAUCCAAGAUGCUUUCGGGCCGACAAUAACCAUGCGGGAGGUUUCGUCCCUUGUCUUGUCGGCCGAGACGAGAGCAGGAGGCAAGGCUGUUAAUGAUAAGCGUUCCGAGCUGGGCUGGGCGCCGCUUGAGCUCUUCGAGGUUGAUGUCCUGGAUGCGGGAGAUGUGCAGUCGUCGGACGAACCUACACAGACUGCCGAGUUUGCUUCCAAAAUCAGCAGUACGACCAUUCGUAAGCUCAAGGCAGAGUCACGGGGUUGA